This is a messenger RNA of Cetraspora pellucida, 366 nucleotides long. Lineage: Eukaryota; Fungi; Glomeromycota; Glomeromycetes; Diversisporales; Gigasporaceae. The record is from the annotation of a GenBank genome assembly.
AUGGAUAAUACUAAAUUAAAUGAUUCUGAUCCUUAUUCUAUUAGGGGUAGCCACCCUAUAUUACGUGGCCAAUGGAUUACUUUAGAAUUUUCUAUAAUAAUUAAAACGUAUUAUACCGAUUCAACAAAGGUUGAAUACAGAGAUUUGGAAAAUCAAAGAAUUCAAAACAUUCAAGGUUUAGAAGAUAUUCUAAAUUCAGAAGAAAUUCAAGAUUCAGAAAAAAUAAAUGUAUUUACAAAUCGAUUAGCUACAUUAAAAAAUCGAUUAGAUGUAUUAGAGGAUUUGUUGAAAACAUUUUAUCUUGAUACAAGUUUUCUGGAUCAUGUUAAAAAAGUACGUAAGGAAAUAGUAAAUGAAAAGGGUUAA